UGACGAGGAACUAACCGAAUGGAAAGUGAAGUUUCACAAGACCCACAGUAACUGACUGUAACGUGUUAUAGCAACACAUGAACAGUUUAAGUCCCGCUUUUUUUUCCCACUAAAGACGGGAAAUAAACCAUUUACCGUAGAUAUCGAUUCUUUCAGGGAUUAUCCUCUGAAAGCAGCGAUGGCUCCUUCUCUGGCCCAGGCCUACCGUAGGCGGUGGUGGAUGGCGGUGACUGCGGUCAUAGAGAACCUGCUGUUCUCUGCUGUGCUGCUGGGCUGGGGAUCGCUACUCAUCAUGCUCAAGAACGAGGGCUUCUACUCACACCUCUGCAUAGACAACGAGACAGUGUUCAGUAACAUCAGUUCGUGGGACAGUGGUAUCUGGCAUAGCUGCGUGGACCAGGAAGAGAUGUUGAAUCUGGGCUUUACCAUUGGCUCCUUCCUGCUGAGUGCAGCCACUCUGCCGCUAGGUAUCCUGAUGGACAAGUACGGGCCCCGCCCGCUCCGCCUCCUUGGCAGUGCGUGUUUUGCUUUCUCUUGUGCCAUGAUAGCUGGAGCUGCCUAUAACCCAGAAGUACUCUCGGCCCUCAUUUUCAUCGCAGUCUCCUUCAACGGCUUCGGAGGAAUUUGCCUCACCUUCACCUCCCUCACGUUGCCCAACAUGUUUGGGAACGUGCGCUCCACUAUCCUGUCUCUAAUGAUCGGCUCCUACGCCUCUUCAGCCGUCACCUUCCCUGGAGUCAAGCUGAUCUAUGAUCUAGGUGUGUCCUUCAGGGUGAUCAUGUGGGUGUGGUCGGGGCUAGCCGGUCUCGUCUUCCUCAACUGCUUCCUCAAUUGGCCGGGGGAGUCUUUCCCCGCACCGGAGGACAUCAGCUACACUAAGGAGGUGAAGCUGAGUGGCAUGGUGAUGGAUGACAAGGUGACGGGGGACAGAUUCUACAGUCAUGUGACCACGGUGGAAGAGAAGAUGGCUGCGAAGCAGCAGGAACCAGAUCCCUCGUCAGAGCAGCUCCCAACUGGAGAACAGACACAGGGUGGCCCUCCUUUCCGUAGUUCAGUCUGCUCGCCCAUCUUCCUGUGGAGUCUCAUCACCAUGGCGAUGACCCAGCUACGCAUCAUCUUCUUUAUGGGCGCCAUGAACAAGAUGCUGGAGUUCCUGGUUACCCACGGCGACCCACACCCUUCUAAGGAGCUAUUGAUGGAGGCAGAGCAACAAGUGGGUUUCUACUCGUCAGUGUUUGGCUCUCUGCAGCUGCUCUGCCUGCUCACCUGUCCUCUGAUUGGCUACAUCAUGGACUGGAGGAUGAAGGAGUGCGACGUAGACCAGAGCCAACCUGAACCCCCGAAGAGAGACAGGAAGAUCCAGAAACUGACAAACGCCAUCCGUGCUUUCAUCAUCACCAACGUUCUACUGGUCACCUUCGGAGUCAUCCAGAUGAUAGACAACCUGCCUGUACAGAUAAUUUCCUUCAUCGUCCACACCAUGGUCAGGGGUUUCGUCCACUCCUGUGCCGGAGGACUCUAUGCUGCCGUAUAUCCGUCCAAUCACUUUGGGACAUUGACGGGGAUGCAGUCGAUGAUCAGCGCGCUAUUCGCUCUCCUCCAGCAGCCUCUCUUUGUCAUCAUGGUGGGACACCUGGGAGGAGACCCCUACUGGAUCAACCUGAGCCUGCUCAUUGCCUCAUUGGCUGGAUUCCUGUUGCCCGGAUACCUGAUCUAUCACCGUAGGAACCUGAUGCGAGAGAAGGUGGAGGAGUGUGAGAGGGAGGCCGCUAACCAAUCAGAAAGAGAGAGACAAACCUUACGGCAACCAGAAAAUGGCCAUACCAAAAACCAUACUAAUGGACAUCUCAGCAAUUAAGCUUAAGAAUCUUGACCAAACUAACUGUCAAAUAUCAUAGUCGUUAAUUGUAAAAUAUCAUUAUAGACCAUCGUCAUGACGAUGACAAAUUAUGGUUGUCAUUUUCGACAAGGACAGUGAUGACGAUAUUGUGCACGGGAGUUUGGACAUGUCGCCCUUAAGCCUUUUUUAAUUUGACAUCAAAAUACACACUCAAUAUACUCAUUUUGUUUUAGGUAUGACAUGCCAAAGAAAUCCUAAAAUAUGCUAUCUUUAUUUUAGUUAAAAACAUAAUUUCAUGCCUAAACGUGAAAUAGAAAAUCUCAAUGGAAAUUGAGUUUCGGCAAUUCAAUAAUUAAGCAAUAAUAUUUAAGCUGACCAAAAAUUCCAUGAAGGUUAUUGGUACCAUUUCAGGUCACCCUUCCACCAACCAGAAGCACAGCUCUCAGUAUUCUGUAGUAGACAGGAAGUGGAUUUAUUUCGCUAUCAGAUUGGCUGGUGUAACAUUGAACUACCUCCCCCACCCAACUCUCACCAAACCACAGUCACUUCAUUAAUUUAGGCCUAGCAGCCAGUCUGGUAGUAUUAUUUUAUUGGUCAUUGUUUGUUGGUCUUUGUCUUUUCCGGUUCACUCCCUGUAUCUAUACUAGUCCUUAUUGUGUCUUUACAUCUAGCGGAGAAUACAGAUUAGGAGGAGACAUGGUGGAGAAGGUGAACCGCAGUUUCCCCGUACAUGUGCCCAGACCACCAGCCCAUGGGGCCUGCACAUCCCUAUUAAUUUGACUAUCAAUCUGCACCUGCAAUCUUUCCCUGUGUCCCCUUCUUUAUCUCCAUGUCAGACCUGUCAUUGUAAGUCCACUAAGUACUAUGCCCAUUUGGUCAAGUCUGCGGCUAUGUCCGAAAUGGCACCCUAUUCCCUAUAUAGUGCACUACUUUUGACCAGAGCCCAUGGGGUACAAUUUCAGACACACCCUGGGUCACUACCUCUAUUUCCCUGUGUUCAUCCCAGAGUUACUAUUUAAAUGACUCCGUGCAUCACAAUGUGUCCACCUGAAAUGUGUGUUCGUCCCAAAUGGCACCCUAUUCCCUAUUAUGUGCACUACUUUUGACCAGGGCUCAUAGGGUCUGUUUGUUUGGUCAGACUUCGAUGGUCCCUCUGUUUUUGCGUUAUUUGAUCUUUAGGUUCUGCGUCCCAAUUGAACUAUGAUAAAAUUGCAACGUGAAAUGUCUGUGUAGUUCAAGAGAAAUGCCAAUCAGUACCCAUCACCGAAACCUUUUAAGGUGAGCUGUUACAAAGGAGCUCUUACAGAGAGCUGUAGAUUAGUUUAAAAGAAAAGUAUUUAUAUAAAUGUGGGCAAGAAAGAGCACUUGUCAGAAGCUGAUUCAAUCUGGUCAAACAGCCCACCAACCGACCAUCUUGAAAUGUUAAACCGUGUUUACAGUUAACAGUACUGUACAAGAUAAUAUAGAUGUACAGAUGUGUUGCUCAAAUCAACUCCAAAAGCUGGUUGAAUCUGAUCAACCAACCGUCUUCGGUAUUCAAAAACAAUAAAUGAUUUACAGCUGACAGCCCUCUAUGAGGUCACGUAAAACAGUAUUUUACAGUUCAUAGUAUUGUAUUUGGUCAAAUAAAAGUGUUGCUAGUUAACAGUACUGUAUGAGGUCAAAUAUAACAAACAGUAUUACUAGUUAACAGUAAUGUAUGAGGUAAGGUGGAUGCACCUGAACCCCGAUAUCACUGUCCCCAUGACAACGACAGUAGAACCACCUCAUUGGAGCAGGGCUUCAUUUAGCAGGUGCAUUGGAGCUACUAGGCUAUUUAUUUAGUGUGCAUCCCACUAAAUCCCGCUGUAGGGUAUGGGGUGCCAUUUGUGAUGGAGACCGCGUGUGUGACUUAGUAGCGCUUGAAUCUGAAAGAGAAUACUGUAAUGUAUGUAUGUAAUGAUAUGUAAUAAAUUGAAUGUGUGUAAUAAAUUGAAUGUAUGUAAUAAAUUGAAUGUGUGUGCUUUAUUGUAAGUGCCUGGGGAGCAAGUAUUUUUGUGGUAGCCUGGUCUCAGAUCUGUUUGUGCUUUCCCCAACUCUAUUGCAAGACAAACAUGGCAUGUUUGAAAAGGAGUUGACACGAUUGCACAAACAGACUGGCACUCUGGCUACUUUUGUGCCAUGUAAUGGUA
This is a messenger RNA of Oncorhynchus mykiss (rainbow trout), 4011 nucleotides long. Its product is annotated as large neutral amino acids transporter small subunit 3. Gene Ontology annotation, molecular function: L-amino acid transmembrane transporter activity; neutral L-amino acid transmembrane transporter activity. The record is from RefSeq and is a predicted model, not a curated record. Gene Ontology annotation, biological process: transmembrane transport; neutral amino acid transport. Lineage: Eukaryota; Metazoa; Chordata; Actinopteri; Salmoniformes; Salmonidae.